AUGAAUUCCGAGGAGCCCUUCACGUCUGUGAAUUGGGAUCGAAAUGAGACCCAACACGCCAAUCCUCAAAAUACAGAGACGCCGAUAUUAGAGGAGCCACCCGCCGACUUUGCUGCCCCUCCUCAAGAAAGCAAUGCGUCUGAUGAGCCGCUUUCAUACCCCACGGAGAUGCCGCUAGAUUCGCCCACGGCCCAUGAACCCGACACCGAGACGAGCGAAAACAGAGCCCAACCGAGCGAGAAUAGGUCCACAGCAAGCGAAAACAGAGCCGAAACGAGCGGGUUCGAGUCGCUGCUCAUGCCACACACGUCGGGCAGUGACCAAGACCAGCAGCACUCAUAUGUGCCGUCGCCUGCUGCCGCCCAAAACAUGGCCACGCCCGAAAUCAGCGGCCAACAGCAGAUGGAGGACGCGUUUGCAAGGUACCACAUAAGCCUGCGCGUGUCCGAUCCAAUCAGUGACCGCGACGGGAACUCCAAGUCGUACAUCUCAUAUCUUGUGACCAGCGAGACCAACCACCCGGACAUAUUGCGGUUGCUGGCGGCGACAAACCCGCCCUCCAGAUCACCGCUGCCCAUGCCCGAACAGAGCCUUGUGAAGGUGCGCCGGCGGUACGGCGACUUCCGCUUUUUGCACGACUGCUUGGUGAGCGACUUCCCGCAGUUGCUCGUGCCGCCGCUCCCGGCGAAGCUGAACUUCAAAUAUCUCAUGGGCGACACCUUCAGCACCCCGUUUGUCCACAAGCGCCUACACUCCUUGGACCGGUUCAUCACGUUCAUCUGCCAACACAAGCUUCUCUCGCAGCUGUCUGUCUUCCACUACUUUGUGAGUGACUCGACCGAGUGGGCAACGUUCACGAAGAACCUCAAGAUCUUGAAGGGCGAGGACGGCGACAGCCUGCUUGUGGGAAAGGUCGUGAAUGAGGAUCUCCUCGCCGAGACCAUCAUGAAUUACUUCACCGCGUCCAAGCACAAGAAGGAGACGAACAAGGAUAUCAUCGAGAUCAGCGAGAAGCUCAAGAAGUUGUACGAAAACCUUGUCAAGUUGGAGCGCAUCUUCGCCAAGCUCAACAAGAAGAACUCCGACAUGAAGCACGACUACGAGCUGUUUCUGACCCAGAUCAACAAGAUGGCAGCCUUGCACGAAUUGCCAAACCGUCCCGAGACAGCGCCCCUGGAGCCCAAUGCAUCGUUCGCCUCGAGUAUCGGGACCUCGCAGCCGGGCGUUCCAAGCAACUUCAAGAUCUUCGCCGAUUCGCUUCUCUACUUCCUGGACAACUGGGCGCUGCUAGGUGCUUACAUCGACGAGUCAUUCUUGGUAUCGUUGAAGGACUGCGCCAAGUACAUCGCACGCUUGCUGGGCUUGAUCGAACUCCACCACAACAAGAAAAUCGACCUCCAGGUUUUGGAGGAAUACUUGGCCAAGGCGCGGGCUGAUAUGGCCAGCUUUGGCGGCUCGCCGGGCCACGCCGACCCGGGCCAUCGGGCUCCGCCCAAUCCUCUGCUUAUUGGGCCGAGCAGUGGUGGGAUCGUGAGCAACACCACGCAGUUGAUCAAAGACACGUUGUCCACGUCAGCCACGCCCCACAUUGGGUCGUCCCAGAUUGAAUCCAAGAAACACAAGCUACAGCAGAAAAUUCAGCAUCUAGAGACGGAGGUCGCCGCGCAGACACAAUUGGUGGACAGCUUGACCAACCGCAUCAUCCACGAGGAGUAUCCGAACUGGGACCGGUUCAACAAGAUGCAGAUGAAGAAGUCCAUGGCAGAUCUCUGUGACCAGGAGAUCUCGUUCUACAAGGGCUUGGCGGACAACUGGACGGACGUCGAGGCCAAGCUUGUGCAAAGACUUGACGAGCUCAAGUAG
This is a messenger RNA of Metschnikowia bicuspidata var. bicuspidata NRRL YB-4993, 1863 nucleotides long. It is a transcript of the gene SNX4, whose product is annotated as Snx4p. Gene Ontology annotation, molecular function: phosphatidylinositol binding. The transcript has 2 exons. Gene Ontology annotation, biological process: autophagy; cytoplasm to vacuole targeting by the Cvt pathway. NCBI's taxonomy places the organism in Eukaryota, Fungi, Ascomycota, Pichiomycetes, Serinales, Metschnikowiaceae. The coding region runs from base 1 to 1863 and encodes 620 amino acids. The record is from RefSeq and is a predicted model, not a curated record. Gene Ontology annotation, cellular component: phagophore assembly site.